Molecule: messenger RNA, 1764 nt
Organism: Camelus dromedarius (Arabian camel)
Lineage: Eukaryota; Metazoa; Chordata; Mammalia; Artiodactyla; Camelidae
Gene: RIBC1
Product: RIB43A domain with coiled-coils 1
Exons: 8
Coding region: 477-1616 (379 amino acids)
Source: RefSeq, a predicted model, not a curated record
CGGGAAACACCGCAGUGCAGGCCGGGCGGACGGCAACCCUCGCGAGAAUUGUCCAGGCCUAGCGGGAUUUUCGGCUUCCGGCGCGGCCGGGAACCAGGGGCGGGGCCGGGAACCAGGGGCGGGGCCUUCGGGUGACGUAGAGGUUUGGUUGAUCCGUUGCCAGGGCGCGAGAUUACGACAGACGUUUAGGCCCCGCCCUCUCUUCUUGUUGCAUGGCAACGCAAAUCGCGGCUACCUAGUCGUGGAGGAGGCGGUGCCGGGAGGAGUCUGCAGCUUUUGGGAGGCGGGGAAGCUGGCUGACCGAGCCGACGCCUGCUGAGACAAGUUAGAAGUCCCAGCAGGGCUAUGCCCUCAGGGCAAGAAGAGUUCAGAGGCUACCGCUGUAGCCCAAGAAUAGUCUUGUACCUGAGCCACUUGGCUGCUUGAACCUAGACCCCACCUGGGAGCUUCAAAAUUGGGACUUCUUGCUGAGAAAGAUGUUUAAGACAAACGUGCCACCAGAUCCCAAGGAGGUGGCAGCCAUUGAGGCUAGAAGAAAUCGAGAAAAAGAACGACAAAGCCGAGUCUUCAAUGUGCGGACCAGAGUCAUGGGGGUGGAUGUAGAAGCCCUGAACAGCCAGGUGGAAGAACGAAAGCUUCGGGAGACAACAGAACGGAGCAAGGAGGCAGCUUAUGGUACCACCCAGGUGCAGUAUGAUGUAGUAGCUCAGAUGCUAGAGAAAGAAGAAGCAGAACGGAACCGUCGGCUGUCCAAGAAAAUCCAGGAGUUUCGAGAGCAGAAGCAGCAGCUCAAGAAAAAGUGUGAAUUUGACCCCUGGGAUCCAUUCCGACUCUGGAUGAAGUAUCCAGCUCCUCUCCGUGACAAUGAUCCCUACUGUGGUGCAGCCAGCCUGCAGUACUUCCCGGGGGAGAACCUGGACAGGGCCAGAUGCCCGAGAAUGCAGCAGGAGCAGUUCAGGUACAACCUGGAGAGGCAGCUACAAGAGCAACAGCAAGCCAGAGCUAAUGAGACUUGUAUAGAUAUGCUCAGUGACCAGCUGCGCCUAGCCAUGGACAUACGGGCCACCCAGAUGGUCAAGCUGGAGGAGUCCUGUCGCAUGGCCAUGAUGUCUGCCACGGCUAAUGCCAACAAAGCCCAGGCAGCCGAGAUGGCUGAGCAGCAGCGCCGUGAACGUCAGCGCCAACAGGAGGCCAACCUCAUGGAGAUCCAGAGCCUGGUCUCGAGCAACCUACUGUCGGAGAACCCCCAGGUCGCCCAAAACCCUGUGGCUCCACACAGGGUCCUGCCCUACUACUGGACGGGCAUGACUCCAGAGCAGCGAGCUGCCAUCAGAAGAGUCCAGGAGGCACAACGCCGUGAAAAGGAGGCACAGCGCCAGGCCGAACAAGCACUGGAUAGCGAAUGGGAGAGCCAGGCUGUGAACUUAGCCCAGGCGGCCAUGGAAUUAGAAGAGCAGGAGAAGGAGCUUUGUGCUGAAUUUCGGAGGGGGCUAGGCUCCUUCAACCAGCAGCUGGCUGAGGAGCAAAAGGCUCAGCAAAAUUAUCUGAAUGCAAUCAUCUACAUCAAUAAGCCUACAGCCCAGUAUUACCUGCAAUACAACACCAGCAGCCGCUGACUCAGGAUGGUCAUCUCUCCCUCCUCCCCCAUCAAGCCCACAGAGGCUGAGUCAGAGGAAAAUGCUGCAGACCCCCUCCACCAAUCCUUCCCCAGUGGGAGAGAGCUGAGCCACUACCCCCACCUUUGACCCUAGGUAAUAAAGUUAU